Messenger RNA from Oryctolagus cuniculus (rabbit), 6547 nucleotides. RefSeq names its product kelch like family member 42 (gene KLHL42). The record is from RefSeq and is a predicted model, not a curated record. Gene Ontology annotation, molecular function: protein binding. NCBI's taxonomy places the organism in Eukaryota, Metazoa, Chordata, Mammalia, Lagomorpha, Leporidae.
GACAUACGCGGCGGCCGGGGGAGCCCGCGCGCGGCGGCCCGGCCUUUUUUGGUGCUGAGGGAGCCCCGCAGGCUGGGCCGCCCCCGGGGGUGGUGGUGGUGGUGCUGAGGAGCUCGGCCCGAGUCCCCGUCGCCGCCGUCGCCGCCGCCCGGGAGGAGGGGCUGCCCGGGAAGCCGGGCGCAGCCGCGGCCGCCCUCGCCCGCCCGCGCUCCGGGCCGCCCUGCCGUGGCGCGCCCCGCGCGGCCCCGGGCUUGCGCGCAGAGCUGGCGGGCAGCGGCCCCGCGCGCGGCGGCUCAGCCAUGUCGGCCGAGGAGGUGGUGCAGAUCCGCCUGGAGGGCCGCUGCUACCCGGUAAGCAAGAGGAAGCUCAUCGAGCAGAGCGACUACUUCCGCGCCCUCUACCGCUCCGGCAUGCGCGAGGCCCUGAGCCCGGAGGCCGGCGGCCCCGAGGUGCAGCAGCUGCGCGGCCUGAGCGCGCCGGGCCUGCGGCUCGUGCUCGACUUCAUCAACGCCGGCGGCGCCCGCGAGGGCUGGCAGCUGGGCCCGCGCGGGGACAAGGGCGGCGCGGGCGAUGGCGAGGAGGAGCUGGACGAAGCGAGCCUGCUCGCCGCGCUCGUGGAGGCGGCUUCCUUCCUGCAGGUCACGUCCCUGCUGCAGCUGCUGCUGUCCCAGGUGCGGCUCACCAACUGCCUGGAGCUGUACCGCCUGGCGCAGGUGUACGGCCUGCCCGACCUGCAGGACGCCUGCCUGCGCUUCAUGGCCGUGCACUUCCACGAGGUGCUGUGCAAGCCCCAGUUCCACCUGCUGGGGUCGCCUCCCCCGGCUCCGGGGGACGUCAGCCUCAAGCAGAGGCUGAGGGAGGCCCGGAUGACGGGGACCCCGGUCCUGGUGGCCCUGGGGGACUUCCUGGGCGGCCCCCUGGCGCCGCACCCCUACCAGGGGGAGCCGCCGUCCAUGCUCAGGUACGAGGAGAUGACUGAGCGCUGGUUCCCGCUGGCCAACAACCUGCCCCCGGACCUGGUCAACGUCAGGGGCUACGGCUCGGCCACUCUGGACAACUACCUCUUCAUCGUGGGCGGCUACAGGAUCACCAGCCAGGAGAUCUCCGCUGCGCAUUCCUACAACCCCAGCACCAACGAGUGGCUCCAGGUGGCUUCCAUGAACCAGAAGAGGUCCAACUUCAAGCUUGUGGCUGUUAACUCAAAGCUCUACGCCGUCGGCGGGCAGGCCGUGUCUAACGUUGAGUGUUACAAUCCCGAGCAGGACGCCUGGAAUUUUGUGGCACCCUUACCGAAUCCGCUGGCUGAGUUUUCUGCGUGCGAAUGCAAGGGGAAGAUUUAUGUCAUUGGAGGCUAUACCACCAGAGACCGGAACAUGAACAUUCUGCAAUACUGCCCCUCGGCCGACGUCUGGACGCUGUUCGAGACGUGCGACGUCCACAUCCGCAAGCAGCAGAUGGUGUCGGUGGAGGAGACCAUCUACAUCGUGGGGGGCUGCCUGCACGAGCUGGGGCCCACCCGCAGGGGCAGCCAGAGCGAGGACAUGCUCACCGUGCAGUCCUACAACACCGUCAGCCGCCAGUGGCUCUACCUCAAGGAGAACACGUCCAAGUCGGGCCUGAACCUGACGUGCGCGCUGCACAACGACGGCAUCUACAUCAUGAGCAGAGACGUGACCCUGUCCACCAGCCUGGAGCACCGGGUCUUCCUCAAGUACAACAUCUUCGCCGACAGCUGGGAGGCCUUCCGCCGCUUCCCGGCCUUUGGCCACAACCUGCUGGUCUCCUCGCUUUACCUGCCCAACAAGGCAGAAGCCUGAGCCAGCCGGUGCCAGGAGGGGGCCUGGCUGAGACCCAGACGAUGGGGUGUCCGUGUUUUAAAGGGGAGCUGUAGGCCGCGUGUAUCCAGUUCCAGCUGUACAUAAGCUUACUUGAACUAAUUACUUGAAAACGCGAGGGAAAAAAAGAGACCAUCGUUAUUUUUUAAAUUAUUGGUUCUUAAAUGAUGGGAGCAAAUCCAUGAUAAUGUGUUCAUCCAGACGUGAUCCUCUCGGGCCAAUCACUGACGAGCGGAUCCGCUGAGUGCGUGGGUCAAGGGCCAAAGGCAGUGAUGGACGUGAGUGCUCAAGGCGAUUGGAAAAUCCGCUUCGUCCAGGUCACUUGAAAUACCUUCUGUCCCUUUCACAUUUCAGAUUUCCUUUGUGGUGGGAGUUCGCUCCACCAGCCUCCCUUUGCCACUGCCAUUCUGUGUCCCCGGCCCCUGUCACAGCCGUGUGAGCUUCUAGAGUGUUUACAACAGGGUUCUGUGUGCAGAUAGUUGACCUGCCUGUGGCUUUCCAGGAAACUCACACCAAGGAACCCCUAUGACCCCUUCCCGGCAAUCAGUCCCCCCAGAAUUCCCAUAGAAGCAGUCUCCACUGUGUCCCCCCCCCCCUUUUUUUUUCCAUUGUGAAUGCUCAGACAUAAACACACGGAAGUUCUUCUGCCCUUGUGAGGCAGGUUGAACAUUUAUGGGGUCACAGGAGCCAGGCGGCCAGUAUUGUUUAAAAGAGGAUUUGUGGGAAGGGAUGGAAAUUAGCAUCCAUUUCAAAAAUGGAGUCACAAAUUUACAUAGGAUGGGAACACCAGAUGAGAAAUUUUUUUUCCCGUAAGAGUUACUUUCAUUGAAUGUAUUGGACUUAGUUGUUAAGACCGAAAACCCAACUUUAUCACGUUGAUGUCUGGCAGCUGUCUGAUUUAAUCUGAGCUUUUCAUGUCUGUUUUGCUGUGUGUGCUAAGGUGAGGAUGGCAGAGAACAUUUGUGCUGGAGAGAGGGGCAGUGGCUCGGAGAGAAGGGGACAGCCACCGAUGGCAUUCCUGAAAUCGGCUAAGCGCUUCACUUGCCCUGGGUGUUGGUGUGAUAAGAGCUCGGCUUAGAGUUGGCAGUGAGUGAAUGCUUCCGCCGCAGGGCAGCUUUCCUUAGGAUCCCGUUGCUCCGCCCUGGGGAGAUGUUCCUGUGAUUGCAAGGCACCCUCUGCAGUCCUCUGGCAUUUUGCAGCAGAACCAGGGAACCCGUGGCCUGGAGACCCUCUUUCUGCACAAGUGGCAGGCAGACUCACGUCCCUGACAGCGAGCGAGCGUCGCUCUGGGAAGUCCCAGCAGCUUGGUGGGCGGCUCCAGCUGUCACCCUGCAGGGAGCUGGCCACGUCUGCUGAGCUGUCUCCCCUGUCACAGGGCUGGCUACAGGGUUUCUUUACACCGUGGCCUCUAUAAAUGUAAAACAAGGGUCUAGAUACAGAACUCCUAUUUGCACAACUUUCCAGGAACACUUCUGUUAGGUAAAAUGAGGCAAAUCUGCAUUUUAGACAUGGAUACAGGUCUUUGUAUCCUCUCAUCAAAUAUUCUUCUCCACAGUCCACUCUGAAUGUUAUUCAAGUGUUUCUAAGCCAUAUUCAUUUCUUUUCAAAUGUUAAGCUUUAAAAAAAAAAAAAAAAAAAAACCUGAAAUCUUCCUGGGCAUGGUACUUAACUAAUAGGUUUAACUUAUAAUCAUUGUAGAAUUGAAUUUCCAGUCACCUGUUUCAUUACAUAUAUUUCGAAACCUAAUUUAUUUCAUUUUAGAUAGUGUUAACUUUUGUUACUGUAGAUUUUUUUCUGUUUCUUUAGAGGCAGAGGCGAUGGGGAGAGAGAGACAGAGAGCAGGUGAGCACAUGCUUCUGUCUGCUGGUUCGUUCCCCACAUGCCCACAGCAGCUGGCAUGGGACUGGGCUACAGCCGGGAGCCAGGAACUCAAGAUAGGACUCCCACGUGGCUGGCAGAAACCCGACUGCUUGAGCCAUCACUGUUGCCUCCCAGGGCGCGCAUUAGCAAGAAGCUGGGAGCAGGAGCGGGAGCUGGGUGUCUACUCCAGGCAUUCCGAUGUGGCCUGUGGUCCUCUCUGCUGGCAGCUUAACUCCAAACACCUGUCCUGAGCUUGACUUUGGAAGGCUUAAUCCUGCAUAUGCAGAAUACUCGGGUCAGCUGAGUUAGUAUUAGACAAACAGGUGGAGAUUAGCUUGUAAAUAACCAGGUUGUGUGCAACACCGUAUUAUUUCUGCCAACCAGUUAUUCCUGACAACAUUCUUUGGGUCUGUUCAUGCCAACAAUUAGGUUCUUGGACCAAAUGAAGGUCUCUGCGGAUGCACAAAGCGGUUUGACAAAUCCGGUUUGAUAUGUAUACAUGGAUGUAUGUGUGCUUGCGUGUUACAGCUCUCUCCCAGAUAAAAGACUUUGGACAAGCAGUUGUUGGUCUGGGUCCCGAGCAGGGCUGGGGGCAUGGUGGAGACCAGCCUGUGGGUUUUGGGAUCCCAUCCUUCCUGCUGUGCACACCAAACACACUGUCAUGUCGUCACCAGUUUUUAUUUAGUGCUGUUCUUUUGCUGGUGCCAGUGUUGUGCGGAAGACUCUACCUAUGAGUGAAAGCGAUGCUUCAUUGGGCGCUUCCUUUCAGCCCCCUGGACUUUCCUUCUCACCUUGACAGUAUCUCUCUGCUGCGAGUGUUCUGUCUUUUUAUGACGUGCCGGGAGCACCGGCCAGGGCACCGCGUCCUACAAAGACUGCCCUGAGUGGGAGCACGCGAGGCCUGAGCCAAGGGCGGUGGGAAGGAAGUAUGCUCCUCCCUGACACUCUUCCGUCUUUGCUUAUGGCCUCUCCUGUUUCCGUCCUUUGAAAUGUUUUCUUAGGAAUGUGCAGGAGUGGAUUAUUUAGAUGGUAGCGGUUAGGUCAUAGCAAUGAAGUACUGACAGGACAUGGAUAAUAGUAAGACACAAACACAUGGCUUAAAAAGAGCAGAAACCAAAGAGAAUUGAACUCUCCUGUUUUUAAACCCAAGACCCCAAGUACUCUCUGUUGCCUUAGCUGUCCCUUGGAACUGUACUGGGAUGGUCGAUGUUCUUUCUCUGCGAGUAAUUCAGUUGGUCUCUUUGGUAAGCAGUUGCCUGUGGAGUACUGCCGAUGCGGUGUGUUCAGAUUUCCAAGUGGAAUUGUGACACUCCCUGUUGGGCCAAAGAGGUCAGUUGAGUGGCAAAGCGGUGGUGUUCCUGAUCAGCCAGGUAUAUGACGAGUGGUGGCCGGACGCCGCCUGCGGGCCGGCCCAGCAGUUGGGGGGAGCAGGGUGAGUACCGAUGCCUUUUUCUUAGACCAUGAAUGGGGCCUCUGUGCCACCUGACGUUAAGGUGGCGUUCUGUGGGCAUGCUGGUGUUCCUUCCUCUGUGCUGGGAUUCGGGCCAAGAAUCCAGGUCAGCCCCGUGCUCACAAGUGUCUGUCACCAGCAGAGUGCCAGGUUCUGUCUGCCAUCCCUCCUUGGUCACGAUAGGGAGGGCGUCCGGAGGCUCGGACCCAGCCAGGGUGGCUGUGCAAGCAGUGGGCUGGCUGACUGAGAACACUGACCACGGGUCUGUCGCGGGCAGGACAGUGCUAAGACCUGGGAGGACAGACACGAAUAAGCCACGGCUCUUGACCUUGAAGAGCUUACAGGCCAGGAAAAGGGCUCGCCGCCCUUGUCUUACCCAGGAGGUCCUUCUCAAAGCCGCCUGUUGUCGUUGGGCACAGCUGGCGCUUUCCAGGCUGGUGGCCUUGCUUCGAGAUUCCCCACUGGAUGCGUCGCGAACCAGUGUUUCUUUGCAUGUGAGCGUCACGUGCUGCGUUUUGUAUUUUACCGUGUGAUUUUUUUUCUUACUGCUUUUCUUAGUCUUCUCUAUUCCACUUCCAUGUAAUCUGCCUUAUUUAAAAAGACCAAGGACCCCCGCCCUUACAGCAAGGGCUGGGGGGGGGGGGCGGUGGGACCAGCGGGAAGAGGAGUCCGGCCAGGGAUGCGGGCUCCUGGGCAGAGGGGAGCCCCACCCGUGAACAGCUCUGUAAAACGGUGAGUGAAGUGCUAGGCUGGACUCGGGGUCACUGGGUGUGGCCUUCCUGACGGUGAUCAACAGGUGGUUUUCACUUAAGAGUAUUUGUUUUCACUUUCAUUUAUGUAAAGUAUCAGUUUGCCUUUUCUUGUGUUGAUUUAGGAAAUGCACACCCAGCCUCCUCACCUAACCUUUUCUAUCCAUUCCUAUAGAGAAAGUGAAUGUAAAAGAUGGGGCCAUUUUGUAGAGCAGGAGGUGAGCUGAAAGGACUUUUUAGGGUUGGUUGAUGACUUCUCAAAUGGUUGUCAGCGUUUCUGGUAAAGAAAAGGAAAAUGUGAUUUGAACUAUUGUGUCUUUUUUUUUUUUUUCUAAUAAAAAAAGAUUUAAGACUAGGGCACUUUAUAACCGAAUCUAUGUUACAUUCAUACCUGUACUUAGUAGUCACUUUAGGGAAAAAUGAUAAUCUGUAGAAUGAGUAGCUAGGUUCUGUUAUGACUGCUGCUCUCUGUGUUGAAAAGGUUGUGUUGAGUCUCCAGUUUCCAGUGUGGCUUAAACAUGUGCACAUUGUCAUACGAUUCAUUUAACUGCAGCGACGCCCAGGAGAGCACUCUCUGUAGCAGCAGUCACUCUUUGUAUAGCUCUAGGACUGUGGAGGAAAAGCUCUUCAAAUAAAAUACUUCUCAACCCGUC